AUGAAUUUCAUCACUAAGCUUAUGAGAUACGAGAAGAUCGUCAACGUUCCUAAUUCUGGUACCAUAAUGACAAAUAUGGUCCCGGCUGCAAUCCUUUUGGCCAAGCAUCGCGAAAUUGGUAUAUUUAACUUCACAAACCCCGGGACGUUUACUCACAAUGAGGUCAUGGAGUUGACGAAGAAGUAUAUUCGGCCGUCCCUAACUUGGACUAAUUUCAGCCUUGAAGAGCAAAGGCAAGUCUUAAAAGCACCUCGCACAAAUGCUAAGUUGGACGCAUCAAAGUUGGUUAACACAUUGGCGGGACAUGGCUAUGCCGUGCUGAAUGCCCAAGAUGCGCUGGUAGAAGCUUUUACUAUAAUGAAGGCCAAGGGAUACCAGUGA
Aspergillus tanneri is the source of this 381-nucleotide messenger RNA. RefSeq lists its product as uncharacterized. Bases 1 to 381 code for a protein of 126 amino acids. NCBI's taxonomy places the organism in Eukaryota, Fungi, Ascomycota, Eurotiomycetes, Eurotiales, Aspergillaceae. The transcript is spliced from 3 exons. The record is from RefSeq and is a predicted model, not a curated record.